Aplysia californica (California sea hare) is the source of this 426-nucleotide messenger RNA. Its product is annotated as probable cation-transporting ATPase 13A3. The record is from RefSeq and is a predicted model, not a curated record. Gene Ontology annotation, molecular function: polyamine transmembrane transporter activity; P-type transmembrane transporter activity. Lineage: Eukaryota; Metazoa; Mollusca; Gastropoda; Aplysiida; Aplysiidae. Gene Ontology annotation, biological process: intracellular calcium ion homeostasis; polyamine transmembrane transport. Gene Ontology annotation, cellular component: membrane.
AUGACCAUCAAUUCCUUCGCCUGUGCCAUGGGCUCGGAAAACGGCAGCAUCCCGUCACAGAUCGCCAAGGCUGGCAAAGCAUCAUUCUGGACUACGGAGCUGAUGGCCCUGGUUCGAAUUCCCAAGGGAGUGAAGAUAGUCAAGCCGAAGUCAAGCAUGUUCAAGAAAGUACCUCAUGUUUACAGCCAUCCAGAGACCGAUUCUACAAUCCUCAAGUAUUUUACCUGUAAGAAGGUUAAGUAUAUCUGGGAUCCAGAGAGUGGAACGUUCAGUCCUUUACAUGGCCUGGACCAGGGCUAUCAUCUGUCUUUCUUCCACAACACCACUCCACUCUCAAUAAGGGAGCAGCAAAAACGGCACGUUCUGUACGGGCCGAACGCCAUUCCAGUCCACGUCACACCCAUCAUUGUUCUCCUCUUCAAACAG